AUGAAGUCAAGAGUUGUCUCCCAGCAACUAGCCUUUCAUGACUUGUCUUUGGAGACCAACAACACCAUGGUUGUCAAGGCCACUAAUUCUGCUCAUUGCAUCAACAGGCUUUAUCUCAGGGCCAAAGAGCUCAGCAAGGAGAGAUGUUGGAUAGCUCACAAAGAUUGCUUGCCAGGAAGCUUUGAUAAAAGAGAUUGUAGGCUGUCCAGUCUAGUUCCCAGUAUGGUUAUUUUCCUCCGAAUAGAAGAUGCAUGCCGUUGGGCUUCUGGCCCAGAUGCUGGCAGCGAGUUCCUUUCAGAUAUCAUGUUCGUGAUGUCAUCAGAAAGUCUGACUGCUUCAUUAUAUUCCCUUACCCAGGAGUCUCCAGAAGAUGCCAUUGGCUGA
Striga asiatica is the source of this 384-nucleotide messenger RNA. The record is from the annotation of a GenBank genome assembly. Lineage: Eukaryota; Viridiplantae; Streptophyta; Magnoliopsida; Lamiales; Orobanchaceae.